AUGCAAUCUCAAAUUAACAAGACUUAAAUCCUAGCCAAUGUGAAGAAAUGUCACAAGAACAUUUCUAAACUUAAUGACAAAUUGUAUAUUCUACAAACGCUUAUUAAAAAACAUAAUUUCAACAUCGAAAAAAACACAGACAUGAUCAAAUCCAAGGCAAGUGAUAACCCAGUAGUCAUUAUAAAUGAUGAAACUAGCGUUGAAGUGAUUAUUAGUGCUGAAGAUCCCAAGCAGGAAUAAGCCAUUGAUAUUAAAUAGACUGCUCGCAAAUUAAUAUCACGAUUUUAUUAUCACAUCGAAUAAAAGAUGAAGCAAAGUUCCAUUAACCAAAUAGAAGCAUUAAAGUAAUUCUGUGAUAAAGAAUACAAAAAUGAUCUCUUUGAAAAGCUUCAUAAAGGAUUUUUUAAGUUAUAUUUUGAACAGGAUUAAAAAUGCAAAGAAUGCCAACAAAUCAUAAAGGACCAAUAAAAUUGUCUUAACCAUAUCAGAUAUGAACAUUUGGCUGAUCUAGAAAUCUAUAUCUGUAUCAAAUGUAAGUCGUCUUUCUCUAAAGGAGAUACCUUGGAGAAGCACAUAUCCCAAGCACAUAAUUAUGGGUAAUUGACUCAAGUGGAAACAAAGGUUGAUGCUUAACUAUUAUAAAUCAAACCAUCAAUUAAAUUAAAUGGAGUAAAGCAAAAGUUCCAUCAGAAAUUAGAUUUAAACAAUAUUAUGGAUAUUAUACAACCUCAACCUGCUCUAAAAAAGGUUCUAAUGCCCCCAAAAAACAAUAAUAACAGUUUGAGAUCAUCAUAGGAUGAGGCAAAGGAAUGUGGAUUUGUAUUUAAUUAGGUGUAUAUUCCUGUCGAAUUAAAUGCAGAGAAUUCAGAAAAGAAAGAUGAAGAAUAAAAGGAUCUCCACUCUAAUUCUACAAAAAAACCAACCAAACUUAAAAUUAAUUUCAUAUAAGUAUAAAAAAAUGAUAAUACAUAAAAUAAGUGA
Paramecium octaurelia is the source of this 981-nucleotide messenger RNA. The record is from the annotation of a GenBank genome assembly. NCBI's taxonomy places the organism in Eukaryota, Ciliophora, Oligohymenophorea, Peniculida, Parameciidae.